CUCUUACUCGUGGCAAAGUUUAUGCUCUCUACCUACUUAGGGUAUAUUCCACUCUAUUGACUUUAAUCUCCUAACCUUCCCUCGGGUGUCUCUGAUCCAGUUUCAAAGUUCACUAGUAUUGAUUCAGCUUUUAAAAAAAUCUACGGGGGGGCAUUUGUAGUGACUACAGACUCCCAAUGUCUGCAGUACAAUUUGCCUUGUGUUUUACAUGUUAUUUCUUUGCAGCACUUUACUGGCUGUUUGCGGUAUAAUCCAGUGCAAUUUGAAAUGCAAUAAAAUCUCUGCAUCUGCGGUUUAUGAGAAUUGGAGUUGUCAGGCCCUGUCUUCAGUCCUAGGCUGCUGCGUCUGCUGGUUUAUCUGCUCACUCAUUUGCUUAUUUGAAAUACGUUUGUAUUUUUAUUUAGCUGAUGCUUUUUCUCCCCAAAGUGAGACAGAUAGUGCAUCCAUCCGUCUUACAGACCCGCUUAUUCAGUACAGGGUCACGGUCCUGGAAAUCACAGGGCAUGAAUCAGAGGACACUCUGGAUGGGAUGCUGGUCUAUCACAGGGUGCAGGAAGAGCAUGAAAACUCGGCUCGUGCAGUGGCAGGGGCGGGAAUCAAACUCACAACCCUGGAAGUGUGAGGCGGUACUGAUAACUGCCGUGCCACCUUACUGAUUGAAAUAAUUAUUAUGCAAAUUGAAUAAUCUUAGCCUUCUCUCUCUCAUUACUGGGGCCAUUGGCUGCUUAGAGACAGCUGUAGAAUCUGCCCACAUUAUGACUUGGCGCAACCAGGGCUGAGACCAGCUGUCAUGGGGGGUGGGCGGGUCUGCCCUGGAGCAAAAUGGUCCCACCCAUUCUCCCUGUCUGUCUAAACAAUGCAGGAAAUAUGGGGUGACCGGAGCACAUGUUCACGUGCGCCUAAUUUGUAAUAAUCUGUGAGAUUAACAUUAAAAAAGGGACCAAAGUCAGCCGUGUCACAGUCUCUGUAAUGCCUGGGAAUUCAGUGUAUUUCAGCGUACAAACGAGGAGGCGGUUAAGUCACCGUUUUGUUUUCACCUUCCAGUGAACCAGCUGAAAGACAAAGUCCGUUCGUGCGCUGCAGCGGUGGCUAUUUAUGGCUGAUCUGUUGAAGGGUGUCUGUGAUUCAUCAGACUACGUUAUGUAAAGCUGCCCUGUUCUGCCCGGUGUGCAUUUCAAAAAGGUUUUCUCUACCAGAACCCCUAGCUCAAGAUCGCAUUGUGACGUGAUUGAUAUAUUAUAAAAAAUAAAAAAUCACUCAUGAAGGCGUGUCUCUAUUUGAUGCAGGAGACAUUCAUAACUGCUUAUCCAGUGCAGGGUCAUGGUGUAGAGGAGCCAUACAUACUUUACUUAGAUCUAAUUUAUGUGUAUUUAAAAAUUAUAUAUUCAGUGUGGUUGAAAGAGGUGAUAGUAUUAGGCAAGUAAAUUACCUUUAAGGCUAAUUUUUACUUCUGCAUAGAAUCUACGCUGUCAGGUACAGCAUAGCCACGUAUGGUACAUGGAUACAUGGAUACGUUGUACCUGAAAGCAUAGAUUCUAUGCAGGAGUAUAAAUAAGCCUGUAGCCGUACAGUUUGACAGAUCUGAUGGCUACAGUGUAUAAUAUAGUCACAACACCAAUCAAAAUGUGAACGUGAACUUUGACUUUUAAUGUUUUAAGCUAUGACUUUUCUUGUUUCUUAAUCCAAUGGGUGGUGUUGCCAUGGAGCUUAGCGUUAGACUUAACUUAAAGUGCCAGCAUAUUAAAACAGAUUUUUCAGCCAACACUUUGUAACUGACCAUCUGUUAGCACAGCAUCCAGCGUCUCUCGCAGUCGCUUGGCGGUUACUUACUGCUCGGGGAGGGAGAUGGGGAGAGGAGGUUUUUCACACCCCCAGGGCAGACAUGACGCGCUGCGGUGUUCCGCCUGCCGCGUGGCCUGCGCUCUCCGGCUGAAUGAGACAUACACGCCCUGAGAGAGGCAGAUUCGGUCACCGGGAAGGGUCGGCACAUGGUCACCUCGUGACUGGAUGGACGACGCCUCUGUGUACAUGUGCUUCCCCUGCUACCAGGAGUUCGACUCCCUGGAGGCUGUGCUCGCUCACCAACUCACCUGCAAUCCCGAGGCGGCCGAGACGGGGAUGUCAGGGCUGCAGGACGAGAACCUUGCAAAGGAACCAGCCAGCUGUACCCUGGUGAACCCCUGCGGUCCUGAAGGACAAGACCAACCUAGGGACUCCUCCGACCCGCAAGAGCAAAAUCCUGUUCCGAAAACGGAAUGUGUCCUGGGGUCCGAUGUGCAGAUCCGGUACCAGUGUGGUGACUGUGGCUGUCUGUUUGACUCGCUCCUCCUGUGGCAGCAGCACCGCAAGCUGGACGAGUGCCAAGGGGCUGCGGUGGCCCCCGGGCAGCUCACUGAGGGCUGGCAUGGGGUGGGGGAGCCGGGGGCAGAUGAGCCAGGAGAAGAGGCCCAGGUCGAGGCUGCAGUGGAAUCGUAUACAGAGCUCCGAGACGGGGAAACUGCAGUCAGCCGGGAUCACUCUUAUCUGCAGGUGGGCGAGCCGGGGAAUCUGGGCCCGAUGGACCUAGAAGAACAGGAGGAGGUUGAACAGGUCGAGGCGCAGACUGGGCCCGAUGUCAGCUGGUCUGUUUUGGAGAUGAAGUUGACUGAUGCACAGAAUGCUCAGGACGGCGGUGAGACCAGCAACUCAAACUCCAAGAAGCGUGGAAGCAGGAGAGGAAAAGCCAGUGCGAUUGCAGUGGCCAAUCAGAGCCUGCUAUGUGUGGACUGUGGGUGUGGCUUCAGGCUGGUUCCAGAGCUGGUGGCCCACCGUAAAACACAUCAUGGCCUGGAGGGGGCGCUUCACCGCUGCAGUGUAUGUGGCGAGAGUUUCCUUAACACCACCCUAUUCCUCUACCACCGUAGGCAGCAUAGAAAGAGGGAGCAUGAGGAGGAGAGUCAGGAGGGCACUGGGCUGGAACUGGGGCAGGAGGUACCUGAGCUGGGGCAAGAGGGCGCUGGAGUGGGACUGGGGCAGGGGGUAGCUGAACAAGGGCAGGGGGUUGUUGGGGUAGAACUUGGGCAGGAGGUAUCUGAGCAGGGACAAGAGGGCGCUGGAGUGGGACUGGGGCAGGGGGUAGCUGAACAAGGGCAGGCGGGUGUUGGGGUAGAACUGGGGCAGGAGGUAUCUGAGCAGGGGCAAGAGGGUGCUGGAGUGGGACUGGGGCAGGGGGUAGCUGAACAAGGGCAGGGGGGUGUUGGGGUAGAACUGGGGCAGGAGGUAUCUGAACAAGGGCAGGAGGGAGCUGGGGAGGUCCUGAGGCAAGAGGGGGCUGAACAGGAGGCUGGACAGGGGCAGGUGGAGGCUGGACAGGGGCAGGUGGAGGCUGGACAGGGGCAGGUGGAGGCUGGACAGGGGCAGGUGGAGGCUGGACAGGGGCAGGAGAUAAUUGGGGAGGGGCAGGAGUGGACUGAACAGGAGGCUGGACAGGAGCAGGUAGAGACUGAACAGGGGCAUGAGGGGGCUGGACAGUGGAGCAUAAAUGCACCAGGUUCUGCUGAUUCUCUACCAGAGAGGGGAGAUGGGUGUCAAGAUGCCACACUGGAGGCAGCAGAAGCCCGAAAGGUUUCAGAACCGAGCGCCACCCUGACUGCCAAGGCCGAUAUGGAACAUCUCGGUCCAGAUGCGAGUGGUCCGGCCACGACAGUGAGCCCCAGCUUCCUCUGCGUGACCUGCGGCUUGGCCGUCAGCACGGAGCCGGAGCUGGUGCAGCACCGCAAGACGCAGCACGCCCUGGGGGAGGUGCUGCACCGCUGCCCCGAGUGUGGCGAGGGCUUCACCAACACCACCCUCUUCCUAUAUCACCGAAGGCAGCACCGUGGCAUCACCAAGGGCCCUGCGGGGGCCCCGGGGACGGGCACCCACCAGAACCCAUCCAGAGGGGCUUCCGUAGUGCUUUUUGACGGGGUACGGCUGCAGAAGAGGCGAAGAGAGGAUGGGGCAGAGGAGGCGGACAGGACCAGCGACGUCACAGGGAGCUCCAGCCAGCCACCGAGAGCCGAGCCGCCGUCAGAGCCAUCGCCGGGCGGUCUGGCCACGCCGGCUGAGCUGUACCGGGACUGGUCACGCACGCCGCUGCCCCACGCCUGCCCCUACUGCGAGCUGACGUUCACACGCCGCUGCCUGCUCCGCGCCCAUGUCUUCAGCCACACGGGCAAGAAGCUGUUUAGCUGCGAGGUGUGCGGGAAGGCCUUCUCCUGCCCCAGCAACCUGAUGCGGCACAGCCGCACCCACCUGGGCACCAGGCCCCACUGCUGCCAGGUCUGCGGCAAGUCCUUCUCGCAUUCCAGCACGCUCAAGCGGCACCAGGCUGCCCACGGCCAGCUGGAUGGCAGCACCCAGCGUCCCCACGCCUGCCCCGACUGCGCGGCCAGCUUCCAGACGCGCUCGCAGCUUCAGAGGCACAGGCUCCAGCAUGCUGGUAACCAGUUCAACUGCUCAACCUGUGGCCAGUCGUUCAAGCGUAAAAAACACCUGGAUUUGCACUCGCUCACACACCAAGAAAAGGAGCCCAAGACAUGUCCCCACUGCUCCGCCCAGUUCCUGAGCCAGGCCGUCCUCAAUGUGCACUUGCGCCGCUGCUCCGGGGAGGAUGAUCGGGCGCGGGGCCGGGGCAGGGGCCAGGGCCGGGGCAGGAGCGUGGGCCAGAUGGAGUGCGACAUGUGCGGCCACUGCUGCGUCACCCAGGAGGGCCUGGAUCUGCACCGGCUGUCGCACACGGGCCAGACACCCCUGCGCUGCCCACUCAGCCCCUGCCGACGGCGCUUCGCCACCAGCGCCGCCCUGGAGGAGCACGUGCUGGCCCACUGCCGCCGGCUGGCCUUCAAGAGCCCCGACGCCACCCCCAGGCCUUUCCGCUGCGAGCACUGCGGGAAGGGCUUUGCCUACGCCUCCACGUUCCGGCUGCACAUGCGCACCCACACCGGCGAGAGACCCUAUGAGUGCUCCCAGUGCAGGAAGCGCUUCCGCCAGCUGCCCCACCUGCAGGACCACGAACGGAUCCACAGCGGCGAGCGGCCAUUUGUCUGCUGGCUGUGCGGGAAGAGCUUCUCGGUGGCGGCGCGGCUGACGGAGCAUGCCCGCACCCACAGCGGCGAGAAGCCAUAUACCUGCACACUCUGCCCACGCACCUUCCGCUCACGCUCCAACCUGGACAAGCACAGCAAAGUGCACGGAGACGCCGCCGCCGCCAAGGGCACGGCCGGCCAGGGUGAAGGCGAGGCCGCUGUCCGCACCAUCGUGCUGCUGCAGACCUCCACUCCCGUCACCUCUGCCCAGAGCCAGCCACAGGCUGAGGUCUCGUUCCCGGGGACGACAUCUUCUGUGGUCCUCCUGCACCCCUCCGUAUCUGUAGUGGAUGGACAGGACAUCCAGCACGCCAUUGAGUUCAUCAUAGAGUAGGACCUGGAGAGUGGGGGGGGGGUUUCAGGUGGGUGUCCUACAGCUGGGAAAUGUGUGUCUGGAUGCACAGGGCUUGUAAUUUUUAAUAAAAUUGUUCCCAUUUCA
Molecule: messenger RNA, 5544 nt
Organism: Paramormyrops kingsleyae
Lineage: Eukaryota; Metazoa; Chordata; Actinopteri; Osteoglossiformes; Mormyridae
Source: RefSeq, a predicted model, not a curated record